Molecule: messenger RNA, 1182 nt
Organism: Lachancea thermotolerans CBS 6340
Lineage: Eukaryota; Fungi; Ascomycota; Saccharomycetes; Saccharomycetales; Saccharomycetaceae
Product: globin
Exons: 1
Coding region: 1-1182 (393 amino acids)
Biological process (GO): nitric oxide catabolic process; cellular response to nitrosative stress
Cellular component (GO): intracellular anatomical structure
Molecular function (GO): nitric oxide dioxygenase [NAD(P)H] activity; FAD binding; oxygen binding
Source: RefSeq, a predicted model, not a curated record
AUGUUGAAAAUGAUGAAUGUCCGGCAGCAGCCCCACAUAGGACCUCGUCCUUCCACGUUUGCAACGGAGCAUGGACCAGAGGCCGUGGCACGGUUUGACGAGACCCUCGAGUCUACGCCUUCUUCUACAGUCUUUUCAAAGUCUUUUUACGAGGCGUACAGCGACAUGGACUCGUCCCGCACCUCGGUCAUCAGCGAUGGCGAAGAACCAAUCACCAGGGUGUCCAGCGGGUCUUCACUGGAGUCCAGUAUCGCCCACGGAACGCGGUACAAGCUCACGAUGAAGCUGUCUCCUCGCGAUAUCAUGCUGGUCCGCGAGUCAUGGUCCAUCAUGCUGGACGACGAGUGCCCUCCCGAGAAGCUUAAGAGCUUCGUGUCCAAAUUGGCCGCGGGACGUGUGCUCACCACUACCGAGACUGGCGCGAGUCGCAGCCGCCGUGCGGGACACCAAAUGGGCCGCACGCCCUUAGCAUCUAUAGACCAAGACCAAAGCGCCGAGCGCGCGGGGCCUCGAGCGCGUCUAGCCACCAACAUAAAGAGCUCGAAUUCGCUGUUUGGUGCGCAAUUUCUGGAGAACAUCAUCGCGCUGGCGCCACAUCUACAAACAUUGUUCCCUACCAUAAAGCAUGCGGCCGUCGGGAUCACCGGCGUGCUCACUAUUGCGGUCAACAACCUCGAAGACUUGUCCGUCAUGGACGGCUACUUGACAAGCUUAGGUAAAAGGCAUGCAAGAAUCCUGGGCGUUACCGCCGACCAGUUUGAGUUCGCUGGCGCAGCAUUUCUACAGACAGUACAGGAGCGGUUCGGCGUGGCAUGCACCGUUGAGCUGGAGGAAACUUGGCGUAGGCUGUACUCUUUCCUAGCAAACAGUCUGCUGCAGUUCGGAAUCGACCCUACAAUUGAGCUGCAGACCCGCGACAAUGAGGUUGUGCUUAUGGCGCCUCCUGAACUGAACGGCCGUGUGCCGGCCAAAAAGCCGGAGACAACUGCGCACGCCGCGGCACGGUUGCAGCAAAAGUCGUUAUUGGACCCCGUAGCGAUGUCAAGAGAGCAAAGGGCAUCUGGGGCCCCAUCGAUGAUGCCAGUGGGCACCAGUGUGCCCCCAAGGUCGGUGAAGAGGAAUGCGCAACCCGGAUUCAGUAAAGGGCGUAAGAGCGGUGAGAAGGACUGUGUAAUAAUGUAG